Messenger RNA from Poeciliopsis prolifica (blackstripe livebearer), 2294 nucleotides. RefSeq names its product neuropeptide Y receptor Y7 (gene npy7r). Gene Ontology annotation, cellular component: membrane. NCBI's taxonomy places the organism in Eukaryota, Metazoa, Chordata, Actinopteri, Cyprinodontiformes, Poeciliidae. The transcript is spliced from 3 exons. Gene Ontology annotation, molecular function: neuropeptide Y receptor activity. The coding region runs from base 80 to 1261 and encodes 393 amino acids. Gene Ontology annotation, biological process: G protein-coupled receptor signaling pathway. The record is from RefSeq and is a predicted model, not a curated record.
GUUUGAUGACGUCACUAGGCGAAACUGCAGACUGAUAGGAGGAACCAAAGAGCUCUGCAGAGAAACUCCAGCGGCUGUGAUGAACCACAGCGAAGGACAACAAAGGUGUUGGUGCAGCCUCAGUAUUGUGGACCUUCCAGUAAAAAUGAGCCCCCUUGACACAUCCAACACCUCAGCAGAAGGGGAGCCUAGCGAAAGUGAUCUGUCGUUUUUGUUCAACGGCAGCUUUGAUUCAUUCCAGCCCGGUUUUAGCUCUGAUAUCACCAAACACCUUGGAGUCCAAAUCACUCUUAUAAUGGCUUAUUCCUUAAUAAUCCUGCUGGGACUGCUGGGCAAUUCCCUCGUCAUCUACAUGAUUAUUCGCUACAGGAACAUGCGGACAGUGACCAACUACUUCAUAGCCAACCUGGCCUUGGCAGACCUUCUGAUGGUCACUCUGUGUCUGCCCUUUACUCUGAUUUACACUCUGCUGGAUGAAUGGAAGUUUGGUGCCGUGUUGUGCCACAUGGUCCCGUUUGCCCAAGCUCUAAGUGUUCAUGUGUCCAUCCUGACCCUGACUGUCAUAGCUCUGGAGCGUUACCGCUGUAUUGUUUUCCAUCUUGGUCAACGGCUAACAUGGCAUUCCAGCCUCUUCAUCAUGGCAUUCACCUGGACUAUUUCUUCUGUCCUGGCAGCUCCUCUUGCCAUCUUCAGGGAAUAUCGCUAUGAAGAGAUUCCUCCUAUCAAUUUGCGCAUGCCUGUCUGCUCUGAGAAGUGGCCCCAUGGCAUCAACAGGGAUGGAGUCAUAUACAGUCUCUCAAUGAUCCUGCUAUUGUACAUUCUUCCUUUAGCAAUCAUCAGUUAUGCAUACAUAUGCAUUUGGGUCAAACUGAAAAACCAUGUCAGUCCAUCCAGCCGUAACGACAGCAUCAACCGACGCAAGAAAACCACAAAGAUGCUGGCGCUGGUAGUAGUGGUAUUUGCAACCAGUUGGCUGCCUUUACAUGUGCUCCAGUUGGCUACUGACCUGGACUUGGUGCUCCGGUUUGAGGAGUAUAAGCUCAUCUUCACGGUGUUUCACAUUGUGGCUAUGUGCCCUACCUUCACCAACCCUCUCCUUUAUGGAUGGAUGAAUAAAAACUACAGGAAUGGCUUCAUAAUGGUGUUCCGUUGCGAGGACAAGGCAGAUACUUUCCACCCAGAUGGGUCGUUCAGGACACGCUCUGUAAGAGGGCACACUCUGAACGGUCGUAACAGCAGACACCCUCCAACUGCUGUAUGAGAUUUGUCUCGUUUAAAAGCAGAAAUUUAGCACAUUAACUAGACCUCUGCUUUAAGGGGUGUAUAUUUCUCAAGAAGCCUUUUGACAUAAAACAACUGAAUUAUCCUGAAGCUUUCAGCUCCUUGUUGGUUUUCAAAAACCUUGAAAAUCAUUUGUCCACAAAAGUUCAAAGUACAGGUACCUUAAGUACAUAUGGGUCACUUACUUCUGGUCAAUACUCAACUGCUGAGGUGUUGCUGCUGCUAACAGUGUCUUAAAUUAAACAAGAAGGAACAAGAGAUAAUGACCCGUCCUCUGCAUAGAGACAAUGGUUGACACAAGGCAUUGGUCACUAAAGAGGGCCCAAUACUUUGUGGGCCCUCUUUAGUAUCACUUUAUAGAUCUCUUUAUAAGGCUCCUUGUUGAAUUGUGAGUGGUACUUAUAAAGUACAUAUCUAAUUUAUUCAAACAUGUAUCGACAAUGUUUACCUAUGUCUUAUGUAAACAUGUUCCACUGUAUGUACAAAAUUCUUGUUGCUGAAUAAUGUUCAACUUCGCAGUACAUUUUCUAUAGAGAAAGCAGAGACUUAUGUGACAGUGAAUGUAGGCUUCUCAUGAUACUUCGGUAAUUGUUUUUAUCAUCCAUUCAAAUCCUCUAAUCUGGAAAAAUCAAAGUUAAUUGUUCUAAUCAAGAACCAGCUGUUCUUGAUUAGACGGAGCAGGGGGACUCCGUGUCCAGAAGAAUGGGACUGGAAAUCAGUGACCUGUGUGACGCCAGGGCAGCACACUGUUGACGUCUUCAUUACAGAAACUUGUUCAAGGGGAUGUGAAAAGAACAUGCGAUUCUGUGUUUGUUACGUUGCUGCUAAAGUGACCUUUCUGUUGAUCGUAUUUAAUAAAUGUGGGGACAUGAAUCAACAAUGAGGUCUCUGGAAAAAGGUUUCAAGCCACGACCUGAUACAUUACAGCUGCUGUUUCUAUAAAGACAACUUAUUGUUCGCUCCUCUGUGUCAAAUAAAGAGAUUGGUUGUGUAUGUGUGGAAGUAAAGUACAU